AUGAGCGGAUGGUGUGCAGAAUCGGAUUGCUCCCCUCGUCGAAGUGCUCGCUCACCGGAACGUGACCGUACAGUUCAUCACUUUGUAAAUGACCGCCUAUCCGGAGAAUUCUUUCACAAUCUCACAAGCUUGCGAAGAUGUGAUGAGCUCUGUGACGUUGUCUUGGAAGCCUCCGGACCAGGGGAUUCUGGCGGAGCUGAAUCUGAGAGUGCACCACCGAUAAUUAUUGCUGCGCAUAAGGUGGUAUUAGCUGCAGCAUGUCCAUAUUUUAGGGCAAUGUUCACCAGCAAAAUGGUGGAGUCAAGCAAGGAUAGGAUCUUCAUUAAAGAUAUCGAUGGUCCGACAUUGGCGCUGCUGGUGGAGUAUAUGUACAGUGGCCACUUGGAUAUUGAUGAAUCUAACGUGCAGCUCUUGCUGAGUACUGCUACAAUCCUUCAGUUAGCCUGUGUUCGGGAUGCGUGUUCAAGGUUUUUACUGGAACAACUAGAUGCCAGCAACUGUUUGGGUAUUGCAUCUUUUGCGCAAUUCCACAAUUGUACGCAGCUAGCACAUGCAGCGCAGAUGUUCACCCACCAACAUUUCAGACUGUUGGUGGAGAGUGAAGAACUACUAACAAUGGAUGAAGAAAGUUUCAUACAACUUAUCUCUGAUGAUCGUUUGACAACGGAGGGUGAAGAAGCAGUUUUCGAAGCUGUGAUUAACUGGGUCAAGUACGAUUUAUCACGAAAGCCAUCUUUGCCUAACGUCUUGGCUGCUGUUCGUCUACCCCUCAUCUCACAGGAGUUCCUUCUUGAUCGAGCUUAUCAGGAACCCUUGAUACAAGAGUCACCUGCAUGUAUAGCAAUGCUUUGCUCGGUUUAUCAUCACAUUCUAAAGAAGGAAAUAACCCCAGGUCUAGUUGCAAGCUGGAUUAGGCCGAGGCAGCCUGUACCUCUUUCACAGCUAAUAAUGGUAGUUGGGGGACAAGCUCCGAAGGCUAUCGCGAGCGUAGAUACGUUUGAUCCAGACUCGCAACGAUGGAGUUCACUUGCUCCCUUGCAACAACGCCGAUGUCGAUGCGGUGUUGUCAUGGCUGGUGAUCUAGUCUACGCAAUUGGAGGCUUUAACGGCUCCGCUCGUAUAAGAUCUGUUGAAAUUUACGACCCUCGCAGGGAUUUGUGGCUUACUGGACCAGCUAUGGAAGCUCGCCGUAGUACUCUCGGUGUUGCUGUGUUAGACGGAAGUAUUGUAGCAGUAGGCGGCUUUGAUGGUUCUACAGGGCUCUGCAGCGCAGAGAUGUUGGAUCCGAGGCAAGACGGAAGUAUUGUAGCAGUAGGCGGCUUUGAUGGUUCUACAGGACUCUGCAGCGCAGAGAUGUUGGAUCCGAGGCAAGGUCAGUGGAUGGCUUUACCAUCGAUGACAACACGACGAUCAAGUGUUGGCGUCGCCGCGUUGAAUGGCUUGGUAUAUGCAAUUGGUGGAUAUGAUGGCCAAUCGAGGCAAUGUCUCAGCUCAGUGAGUAUUGCGGCUUUCUUAAUUGCUAUUUUUAACUUACGUCUGGAAUUAGUAAAGGAAUAUCUGACAUCUUAAAA
Messenger RNA from Strongylus vulgaris, 1571 nucleotides. NCBI's taxonomy places the organism in Eukaryota, Metazoa, Nematoda, Chromadorea, Rhabditida, Strongylidae. The record is from the annotation of a GenBank genome assembly.